AUGACGAACACAGACUCAGGGGCUGUGUCUUGCCCCUGGCUUGAGAGUGCAGCUGCUGGCGAGGAGCCUGUGUUUUUUUCGGUGAACAACAAAACUUUUAUUUUGCGGCGAAUGAAAGCAGCAGACUACCCAGCAGUCCGCGCGUUGCUGCCGCAGGUGAGCCGCUGCUACCAGCAGCUGCAGGAGCCGCAGCUAUCUCAGGUCCUUGGGCUGCAUACAUACAUACCCUUCUGCUGCUUUGCUGCAGCUCCCGACUCACCACCACCACCACCAGCAGCAGCAGCAGGAGCAGCAGCAGCAGCAGCAGGAGCAGCAGGAGCAGGAGCAGCAGGUGUUACAAACGGGUGCGCGGCGAAGCAGCCUGCGUGUGAGGGUCCUCUGUGUGGCUUUGCUGAGGUGUAUGUACUGCCGCACCUGGGGCGAGCAGCAGACGGGAGACUGGAGAGGGUGAUAGUAGCGGCGGAGCUGCGGGGGCAGGGGCUGGGCACCGCCAUGUGUAGAGAGGUGCUGCGGUUCUCUCGGCUGCAGCUCGGCCUCGGCCGCGUUGACUUAACCGUAGAAAAAGAAAAUGCUAAACAUAUUUAUACCAAGCUGGGGUUCGAACCCGUGAGCACCGAAACGCUCCGCUUGCAAAACUAA
Molecule: messenger RNA, 639 nt
Organism: Eimeria mitis
Lineage: Eukaryota; Apicomplexa; Conoidasida; Eucoccidiorida; Eimeriidae
Product: acetyltransferase domain-containing protein, putative
Exons: 1
Coding region: 1-639 (212 amino acids)
Molecular function (GO): acyltransferase activity, transferring groups other than amino-acyl groups
Source: RefSeq, a predicted model, not a curated record